This is a messenger RNA of Drosophila elegans, 2967 nucleotides long. RefSeq names its product monocarboxylate transporter 12 (gene Mct1). The record is from RefSeq and is a predicted model, not a curated record. Lineage: Eukaryota; Metazoa; Arthropoda; Insecta; Diptera; Drosophilidae. Gene Ontology annotation, molecular function: monocarboxylic acid transmembrane transporter activity. Gene Ontology annotation, biological process: monocarboxylic acid transport; transmembrane transport. The transcript has 9 exons. Bases 657 to 2546 code for a protein of 629 amino acids.
AACAGCUCGCGUUUAAUUUUAUUUGGUCGCUUGCUAACAGCGACAACGGUUGCGUCUCGCCAAAUAAGUACUAGCUAAAAGCAGGCUCCCGGAAUCGAGAAAUAAAUCCCAUAAAAAACUCUGCGGGUUAAAGCCAACGACAAGAGCCGUGUCCGAGUUCGUUACGGUUACCAACGUUUAGUGCGACCAAAUAUACAUUAAUCGGAAGGACACUUUAAGAGUGGCCAGUCGCCAGGGACCGUCAUUACUUAUACGCGUUCAACAGUCGAAACUUGAUCGAUUUCAUUCAGUUUUUUUGAACACUCACCGCCUCAUACGAUUCUUAAUCUCCACGAUUGGACAAUUGAAACUGUAACGCGAAGAACACAAAGUGUCAACAAAGUCAUAAAAAGAUUUGCACACUCUGACAAUAAAGUAAACAAAAAGAACAAAAAAUACAGCAACAGAGUAAUUAUCAAAUAGCAGGCGCACAUAGCCCACAUAGUCCACAACCCGAAAGUUGGCGCAACAUGAGCCUCAGGCUUUAGGGAGAAUAAUCAGCAGUAGCAGCAGGUGCAGCAUCCAGCACCCAGCAUUCAGCAACCGGAGGGGUCAAGGUUCAUUCGGGAACCGGAGCAAUAAGUAAUUGACCAAUUGCCCAGGGCAAUACCAAAAACAUGGUUCACGGACCGCCAGCACGCAGAAAAUCCCAGCAGCAGCAUGAGCCCUGCGAAAUGGAUCUCGAGCGACAGCCCACUCCGCCGGACGGCGGAUGGGGAUGGGUGGUGGUCUUCGGCUCCUUCAUGAUACACAUAGUCACCGAUGGUAUGACCUACUCCUUUGGCAUCUUCUACAAUGAGUUCCUGGAAUAUUUCAACGAAGGCAAAGGUUACACGGCCUGGAUUGCCUCAAUUAUGGUGGGCGUGACCUUCUCUUCAGGACCCAUCAGUUCGUCCUUCGUCAAUCGAUAUGGUUGUCGAGCGGUGACCAUAGCGGGUGCCAUCCUGGCCGCCAGCUGCAUCAUCGUGAGCAUGUUUGCCCAGAACGUACUCACGCUGAUCAUCACGAUUGGGUUUGGAACGGGCCUGGGCUUCGGGCUCAUCUAUUUGCCGGCCAUUGUGAGUGUGACGCAGUACUUCGAAGCCCGGAGGUCCCUGGCCACGGGAAUCGCGGUCUGCGGCUCCGGAUUCGGCACCUUCGUAUUUGCCCCGCUGACGGAGUACCUGAUCGGCAAUUAUGGGUGGCGCGGAGCGAUGCUGAUCAUCGGUGGCAUUGUGCUCAACUGCAUCAUCUUCGGGGCGAUGUUCCGGCCGCUGGAGCUGGAGGCACCGCCACAGAACACACCGCCCAACACGCCCAGCACACCGAAGCUGGGCAAGAAGUCGGCCAUCAUCGACCAGAACACCACGCCGGCGGAACUGGAGCCCCUGAAGAUCCUGCCGAAGGAUCAGUACCUGCAGCUGCCCCAGCGCACCGAUACUCCGAUUUCCGGAGGAGGAGGUGCCCUCUGCAGAUCGAAUAGUGUGGGGCACAACCUCAAGCCCAGUUUGAAUAACAAUUUGAAUGGCGCCGUCAAUGGGCAGAUAGUCACUUUGGUGACCCCACCGCAGGCGGUGGCGAAGAGCACCAGCAACGACGACAUCGCCCGCAAGUGCCACAGCCAGCUGCAAUUGACUCCUCUGAGGGAUGCCCAUCGGGAGCGGAGUGCCAGUGGCACCAUGUACCGCCCAGAUGCCCUCUAUCAGGGAUCGCUGCACAACCUGCCCGACUAUGUGAGUUCCAGGAACGAUCUAAACCGCUCCAUGUCCGGAUCUGGGGUGAUCAAGCGGUACGGAUCACUCCGCCAGAGCAACAAUGUGUCACAGAGUACGGAGGAGACCAAAUGCUGUGGCUGCAUCACUUGCUCCAAGGAGACCCGCGACACGUUCGCCGAGAUGAUGAACUUCUCGCUGCUCAAGGAUGUGAUUUUCGUGAUCUUCUCCGUGUCCAAUUUCUGCACGAGCAUCGGCUUCAACGUUCCGUACCUCUACGUGGCCGCCUACGCGGACACCCUGGGCAUUUCCAAGACGGAUGCCAGCUACCUGAUCGCCAUCAUUGGCGGGGCCAACACGUUGGGCCGCAUAAUCCUGGGCUACAUAUCGGACAAGCCGUGGGUCAACCGCCUGCUGGUCUACAACGUCUGCCUCACCGCCUGCGGAGUGUCCACUGCCAUGGUGCCGCUGUGCCAUGACUACAAAUCGCUGGCCGUUUACUGCAUCGUCUUCGGCUUCACGAUCGGUGCCUACGUCGGUCUCACCUCGGUCAUCCUUGUGGAUCUGCUGGGACUGGACAAGCUGACCAAUGCCUUCGGCCUGCUGCUGCUUUUCCAGGGCAUCGCCAGCUUUAUUGGUCCGCCCAUCGGAGGUUGGAUGUACGAUCUGACGGACUCGUAUGCGCCGGCCUUCCUGAUGGCGGGACUAAUGAUCGCCGUCAGCGGAGUGGUGAUGUUCGCCAUUCCGCCGCUGCAGCGACUUCAGGCACGGAGGUCGGAACAGAAGCACCACACGGAGCACCUAGCCCUAAGUUAGUCAACCCACUUCAUCAUACACCCCCUCCUUGUGUGCGUUUAUUCAUAUUUUUUUUUAUUUUUUUUUCUAUUGUAACUAUAAAUCUAGACAUAUACUGAUGCACACGACACUUGGUUAGAUUAAGACUUGUAUGCAUGUGUGUAUGCCAUAGCUAGAGCAUAUCCGAUUAUUUAUGUAUAGGCAACUACCCCUGACCCCUGACCCAUGAGCUCUGAACCCCUGAACCCUGACCCGAAACUCCAUUCCCAUGAAAACCUCCAUUGCAAAUGCAUGCAAAUGUAUACACCUAUAUGUACGUAAAUCCAUACACAAACUGUACUAGAGAAAUUAUUGUUAUUCUAUUAUAACUGUAUGCCUGUGUGCGUGUGUCUGUCUGUGUAUACGCCAUUAAAGAAAGCUUUUGUACAACAACAACAAGAAA